ACCUAAUCGAAAGUUUCAGUCUCCCGCUCCUAACGAUGAUGGCGGCAACGAAUCUUCAGGACGAAGACUUUAACGACGGCAUCGGCGAAGUUUUUCAGAGAUCCACUCUGGAUUGGCUCAAUCAGGACAAUCUUGUGGCAAUCUACGACAGGCAUGACGCUAUCCCCUCCCUGAGAGCCUUGUACCGUUGGGUCCAGAACCGCUGGAGGAAGGCAUCUUCCUUUACCGCGCCAUUCGAUUCCGAGAUUACUUUGGGUGGGACGUUGUGCAUGAUACAGGAAGGUAUUGCAGAUCAGGACCAACUGUAGACGGGGCUGAGGUCACACAUACGGAAGCGAGUAUGGUGAGGCCAGAAGGCGAUUUGUUUUGCCGACGGAAUCACCACCGCGGUGCUCACGAGUUCUGUGUCGUACACUAUCUGAUUCGUCCCGCAGAAGACGACGGUGGCGCGGACGAGGAUGUUGUUGACGAGGCGGCUGAGGAUGGAGGCGUUGACGAGGCGGCUGAGGAUGGAGGCGAAGAAGAUUCCACGAGUUCCUCCGACUCCGAUGAUGUCGAUGGAGACCCCGAUUAUGAUCCGGAGCUUGAUGAAAGCGAAAAGGUGAACCUUGGCAGCUCGGAUGUUCAUCUUGAACAGCUCGACCAUUCAAUUCAUUCUCUCGGCUACCUCGAGGCUCUUACGCAUGGUCUAGUGUCCAAGGGGAAUGCUUCUGGUGUGGUUAUGUUAAUUGAUGAAAAAUUUGUUACUCUUUGUAAGAGAUUCAAAGACAGAGUCUUGGAGCUUAAGGAUCCGGUAAGAGGGGUGGCGCCACUGGUGUCAGCUGUUCGCAUGGUUCAGGUCUCUGCUACUUGUUUGACUGCAUUGCAUCCGGAUUGUCUUCAGCUAUGUCUCCAGGCCAAGUGCUACAAAGCUGGUUAUGAUGGAAUGAAUGGCAUUGGACUGAAGAGAUUCCAGAAGACAUCGGAGUUUCAUUACAAUCCUUACUACGAAGUGGGUAAUCGUUACAAUGAUGGGAAGAUCAGUGAACUAGAGGCAGUGGUUGUGGCCCAGAGCUCAGAUCUUGAACAGGAUAAGGACACUGGAUUAGUGAAGCAAGCAGUGACUCAGAAGUACUUGACCUUGUCGCUUCAAGAUAUAGCCAACAUGAUGGUCCAAACUGCUAAUGCUAAGGAGGCAGAAACGCAUGUGCUUCAGAUGAUCCAGGAUGGUCAGAUACAUGCCCUUAUCAACCAGAAAGAUGGAAUGGUGAGAUUGUUGGAGGACGCUGAGCAGUACAAAACCAGUGAGAUGAUAGAGGUCAUGGUUUCUGUGAUCCAAAGGACAAUUGGGCUGUCGAAGAAUCUAUUAGCCAUGGAUGAGAGCUUGUCACGUGAUCCUAUAUACUUGGGAAAGUUGGAAGGGAAAGUCAAAGGUACGACUUGGAAGACGAUUUUGAUACUGCCCCUCAGAAGUUCUCCAUGUAAACAGCGAAAUAACCUGAAGGAGAGCAAAACUUGUCUCAAACUCUUGUUGCGAGAAUUUUUUUUUUUGCUGUUCUUUGUUCUUUUAUGAACUUUCAUAUAUUCGUUUGUUAUCGGUUUAGAUAGUCCUAAACCGAUAUUACAUUUGUACAGAAAACAUAACCCAACAUUCUUUUGUACCGAACCAAUAUAACCGAAAUUCAUAGAAAAUUAAUAUGUUUAGUUAUAUUGACUGGCGGUCUCGACUAAACAAAGAAGUUAUAUUGACUGCGGUCACAUUUAA
This is a messenger RNA of Brassica oleracea var. oleracea, 1744 nucleotides long. RefSeq names its product COP9 signalosome complex subunit 3-like. The record is from RefSeq and is a predicted model, not a curated record. NCBI's taxonomy places the organism in Eukaryota, Viridiplantae, Streptophyta, Magnoliopsida, Brassicales, Brassicaceae. Gene Ontology annotation, cellular component: COP9 signalosome. The transcript is spliced from 10 exons. Gene Ontology annotation, biological process: ubiquitin-dependent protein catabolic process. The coding region runs from base 341 to 1552 and encodes 403 amino acids.